AUGUCAUUACCAGCUUCAUUUGACUUAACUCCAGAAGACGCUAAAUUGUUAUUAGCUGCCAACGUCCACUUGGGUGCUAAGAACGUUCAAGUUCACAACAAACCAUAUGUUUACAAAACCAGACCAGAUGGUAUGAACAUCAUCAACAUUGGUAAAACUUGGGAAAAAAUUGUUUUGGCUGCCAGAAUCAUUGCUGCCGUUCCAAACGCUUCUGAUGUUGCUGUUUGUUCUUCAAGAACUUUUGGUCAAAGAGCUGUUUUGAAAUUUGCUGCUCACACUGGUGCUACUGCCAUUGCUGGUAGAUUCACUCCAGGUAACUUUACCAAUUAUAUCACUCGUUCUUUCAAAGAACCAAGAUUAGUUAUUGUUACUGACCCAAGAACCGAUGCUCAAGCCAUCAAAGAAUCUUCUUAUGUUAACAUUCCAGUUAUUGCUUUGACUGACAUGGACUCUCCAUCUGAAUACGUUGAUGUUGCCAUUCCAUGUAACAACAAAGGUAAACACUCUAUUGGUUUAAUCUGGUGGUUAAUUGCCAGAGAAGUCUUGAGAUUAAGAGGUAUUAUUCCAGACAGAACUACCGAAUGGUCAGUUAUGCCAGAUUUGUACUUCUACAGAGACCCAGAAGAAGUUGAACAAAAUGCUGCUGAAGAAGCUAAGACUGAAGAAGUUGAAGAAGCCCCAGUUGCUGAAGCUGAAACUGAAUGGACUGGUGAAACUGAAGAUGUUGAUUGGGCUGAUUCUGGUGCUACCCCAGCUGCUGAAGAUGCUGCUGCUUCCAACUGGUAA
Molecule: messenger RNA, 786 nt
Organism: Candida dubliniensis CD36
Lineage: Eukaryota; Fungi; Ascomycota; Pichiomycetes; Serinales; Debaryomycetaceae
Gene: YST1
Product: 40S ribosomal protein uS2
Exons: 2
Coding region: 1-786 (261 amino acids)
Biological process (GO): ribosomal small subunit assembly; cytoplasmic translation
Cellular component (GO): 90S preribosome; ribosome; cytosolic small ribosomal subunit
Molecular function (GO): structural constituent of ribosome
Source: RefSeq, a predicted model, not a curated record